AGGCAAUGGUCCUGCACUGAGGGCUAUGUUGUGUGUAUGCGCUUAUUGAACAAAAUUUAGCAGCGGCGGAGUGUGGUUCAGAAGUCAGGGCUUAACCGAUCUUUUAAGUCGUAUAUUUUCAUUGAUAGACGGAAAUUCUGCGAUCGAGAUAGACGAAAAGAGCUGAGGUUGUAUUAGAAAAGACAACAAACAUGAUAACAUCUGCCGCUGGGAUAAUUUCACUCCUCGAUGAGGAGGAGCCGCAGCUCAAGGAAUUUGCUUUACACAAACUUGACUCCAUUGUGAAUGACUUCUGGGCUGAGAUUUCAGGAUCUGUAGAUAAAAUCGAGGUCCUGUAUGAGGAUGAAUCCUUUCACAGCAGAGAAUUUGCUGCCCUGGUGGCCUCCAAGGUUUUCUACCACCUAGGAGCAUUCGAAGAAUCUUUAAAUUAUGCUCUUGGUGCCGGAGAUCUUUUCAGUGUCACAGAUGACUCAGAAUAUGUAGAAACCAUCAUUGCCAAAUGCAUUGACCACUAUACCAAGCUGCGGGUGGAGAACGCUGAGCUGUCUGAGGAUGAGGAGAAAAAGAGCAUCGACCCUCGCCUGGAGGGUAUAGUGAACAAAAUGUUUCUGCGUUGCCUGGACAAUCACAAGUACAAGCAAGCCAUUGGCAUUGCGUUGGAGACCAGACGCCUUGACAUGUUUGAGAAGACCAUCCUGGAAUCGAACGAUGUGAGCGGCCUCCUGGCGUACAGCCUGAAGGUUUGCAUGUCUCUGAUGCAGAACAAGACGUUUCGCAAUGAGGUCCUGCGAGUUCUGGUCAAACUUUACAUGAAUUUAGAGAAGCCUGAUUUCAUCAACGUCUGUCAGUGCCUGAUCUUCCUCGAUGACCCGCAGGCUGUGAGUGACAUCUUAGAGAAGCUGGUGAAGGAGGACAACCUGCUGAUGGCCUACCAGAUCUGCUUUGACCUGUAUGAAAGUGCCAGCCAGCAGUUUCUGUCUUCCGUCAUUCAGAACCUGCACACCAUUGGAACGCCCAUCCCUGCUGUUCCUGGCUCAACAAAUACAGGCACUGUUCCUACGGCAGAAAAUGACAGUGAUGCAAUGGAGACGGAUGAAAAGCCUGGCAGCUCCCCAGCUGGAAAGUCAGCAGAGGCGAAAGAAGAACCCAAAGACCAGAACGCCAAGAUGGUCAAGAUUCUCAGUGGGGAGAUGGCCAUUGAGAUGCACCUACAGUUCCUGAUUCGAAAUAACAACACAGAUCUAAUGAUUCUAAAAAAUACUAAAGAUGCUGUUCGGAACUCGGUGUGUCACACAGCCACAGUUAUAGCCAACUCGUUUAUGCACACAGGAACCACAAGUGAUCAGUUCCUCAGAGAAAACUUAGAAUGGCUAGCAAGAGCCACCAACUGGGCAAAGUUCACAGCCACAGCAAGUCUGGGCGUCAUUCACAAGGGUCACGAGAAGGAGGCGCUCCAGCUAAUGGCCACCUACCUGCCCAAAGACACCUCACCUGGCUCUGCCUACCAGGAAGGAGGAGGCCUGUACGCUCUGGGACUCAUUCAUGCCAAUCACGGUGGAGACAUCAUCGAUUAUCUGCUUGGUCAACUCAAGAAUGCCAGCAAUGAUAUUGUUCGUCAUGGUGGAGCUCUCGGUCUGGGUUUGGCUGCUCUGGGCACAGCCAGACAGGAUGUUUAUGAUCUACUCAAGUCAAACCUUUACCAAGAUGAUGCUGUUACAGGUGAAGCUGCAGGUUUGGCCCUGGGUCUGGUCAUGCUGGGCUCCAAGUCUGCUCAGGCGAUCGAGGACAUGGUGGGCUACGCUCAGGAGACCCAACAUGAGAAGAUCCUGCGUGGCCUGGCAGUGGGAAUUGCUAUGGUCAUGUAUGGACGCAUGGAGGAGGCGGAUGCUCUCAUUGAAAGCCUCUGCAGAGACAAGGACCCCAUAUUGCGGCGAUCUGGUAUGUACACUGUUGGAAUGGCCUACUGUGGUUCUGGGAAUAACAAGGCCAUCCGGCGCCUGCUGCAUGUUGCUGUGAGUGACGUGAACGAUGACGUCAGGAGGGCUGCCGUCGAGUCCAUUGGCUUCAUCCUUUUUAGGACUCCGGAGCAGUGCCCCAGUGUGGUGUCACUUCUGUCGGAGAGCUACAACCCUCACGUGCGCUGCGGAGCCGCCAUGGCUCUGGGCAUCUGCUGCGCCGGAACAGGCAACAAGGAGGCAAUUAAUCUGCUGGAGCCCAUGACCAACGACCCGGUGAAUUAUGUGAGACAAGGCGCCCUCAUCGCCUCAGCCCUUAUCAUGAUCCAGCAGACUGAAGUCACCUGUCCCAAGGUGAACCAGUUCAGGCAGCUUUAUUCCAAAGUCAUCAAUGACAAGCACGAUGAUGUCAUGGCCAAGUUUGGCGCCAUCCUGGCCCAGGGAAUCCUGGAUGCAGGUGGACGUAACAUGACCAUCUCGCUACAGUCCAGAACCGGUCACACUCACAUGCCGUCAGUGGUGGGCCUGCUGGUCUUCACCCAGUUCUGGUUUUGGUUUCCCCUCUCACACUUCCUGUCACUGGCCUUCACACCGACCGCCAUCAUCGGCCUCAACAAGGAUCUCAAGAUGCCCAAGGUGCAGUACCGCUCCAACUGUAAGCCCUCCACCUUCGCCUACCCACCCGCCCUGGAAGUCCCCAAAGAGAAGGAGAAGGAGAAGGUAUCUACGGCCGUUCUCUCCAUCACAGCCAAAGCCAAGAAGAAGGAGAAGGAGAAGAAAGAGAAGGAGGAGGAGAAGAUGGAAGUGGAAGUCCAGGAGGUUGAAAAGGAGAAGAAGGAUGAAGAAAAGGAAAAAGAGAAGAAGAAAGAAGCAGAGCCGAGCUUCCAGCUGCUGGAGAACCCGGCCAGGGCGAUGCCGGCUCAGCUCAAAGUCCUCACGAUGCCCGAGACCUGCCGCUACCAGCCGUUCAAACCGCUGCACACAGGCGGGAUCAUCAUCCUUAAGGACACCAGCGAAGAGGAGGAGGAGCUGGUGGAGCCCGUCUCAGCACACGGACCUAAGAUAGAGGAGGAGGAGCAGGAGCCCGAGCCCCCUGAGCCUUUUGAGUACAUCGAUGAGUAGAAAUGACCCCGCAGCAAAGGUAUAAGAAGUCAUUUUGAUCCCUUUUGCGUUUCCAUGACGACCCCUGCUUCACUCCUUUUACUCGUUUCUUUCCGUUCCAGCUGCCUGUUUACACCACACAGGAACAUUAUCCAUCCCUGUAUUGUAUAAUUUGUUUUGGUCCGUUCAAUAAAAAAACUUGGAUAUACGAAA
Molecule: messenger RNA, 3269 nt
Organism: Nothobranchius furzeri (turquoise killifish)
Lineage: Eukaryota; Metazoa; Chordata; Actinopteri; Cyprinodontiformes; Nothobranchiidae
Gene: psmd1
Product: proteasome 26S subunit, non-ATPase 1
Biological process (GO): regulation of protein catabolic process; proteasome-mediated ubiquitin-dependent protein catabolic process
Cellular component (GO): proteasome regulatory particle, base subcomplex; nucleus; proteasome complex
Molecular function (GO): enzyme regulator activity
Source: RefSeq, a predicted model, not a curated record